Molecule: messenger RNA, 1514 nt
Organism: Toxotes jaculatrix (banded archerfish)
Lineage: Eukaryota; Metazoa; Chordata; Actinopteri; Toxotidae
Product: receptor-type tyrosine-protein phosphatase eta
Exons: 8
Coding region: 147-1514 (455 amino acids)
Molecular function (GO): protein binding
Source: RefSeq, a predicted model, not a curated record
AGUUUAACGGAGCGCGUUAGGGGUGAGAAAUACAGUCAAGAUUUUGUCCUUUUUUUUUUUUUCAAAGCGAGAAUAAAGUUUGGACAUGAAAACUCUCAGCGGGUAGAAAAAGGAGGCACUGAAAUCUUUCCGAAGCGUGAGGCAUCAUGGAGCCACUGCUGCGCUUCAGCGUCUCUCUUCUGGUCUUCAUCGCCCUCCUCAAGAACUGCCAUGCAGCAUGCGGUGAAAGGAAAUGUUACAGCAAUGAAACAUUGUUGUCAAAACUGAGAAUAACAACAACAAACAUCAGCCUUGAUUCUGAACAAAACUGCACCUUAUCCACGACAGUUGAUGUCGCAGGAGAAACUUUGCUAACUGGUCUGACUCCUGGAGCUAUAUAUGAAAUCUUCAUUAAUUGUUCGAACUGCUGUACAAUUGUCACAAUGAAGCCUGAAGUAGUCAGAAAUCUCACUGUCACUGAUGCCAGCACGUCCUCUGUCACUUUGAACUGGACUGCACCAGAAGGAAACAGCUCCUCCUAUAGAGUACAGUGGACAGGUGGAAAUGUCAGUGGGACUAACACUGUGACUCAAAAAUCUGUGACCAUCAGUAACCUGACUGCUGGUGUCCAGUACACAAUAACUGUUACUGCUGUGGCAGAUGACGGCGUUACUGAUGGACAGAGCUCCACUGUGCAGCGAUACACAAAGCCUAAAAAAGUCAGAAAUCUCUCUGUCACUGAUGUCAGCACAUCCUCUGUCGCUUUGAACUGGACUGCACCAGAAGGAAACAGCUCCUCCUAUAGAGUACAGUGGACGAGUGGAAAUGUCAGUGGGACUAACACUGUGUCUGAAACAUCUGUGACCAUCAGUAACCUGACUGCUGGUGUCCAGUACACAAUAACUGUUACUGCUGUGGCAUAUGACGGCGUUACUGAUGGACAGAGCUCCACUGUGCAGCGAUACACAAAGCCUGAAGUAGUCUGGAACCUCACUGUCUCUGAAUUCACAACAUCCUCUAUAUAUGUGAUGUGGACCGAACCAAAUGGAGAGCGCUCCUUUUAUAGAGUACAGUGGACUAAUGGAACAACUAAUUGGAUGGUCAAUGUCAGUGAAAGAAAAAUAAAUGUCACUGAGCUGACUGCUGGAGUCAAGUACACUGUUACUGUCAUAGCAGUAGCUGGAGAUAACAAAACAGAAAGUGACACAGCAGAGACUUUUCAUUAUACAAAGCCUAAACUAGUCAGAAAUCUCUCUGUCAUUGAUGUCAGCACAUCCUCUGUCGCUUUGAACUGGACUGCACCAGAAGGAAACAGCUCCUUCUAUAGAGUACAGUGGACGAGUGGAAGUGCCAGUGGGACUAACACUGUGUCUGAAACAUCUGUGACCAUCAGUAACCUGACUGCUGGUGUCCAGUACACAAUAACUGUUACUGCUGUGGCAUAUGACGGCAUUACUGAUGGACAGAGCUCCACUGUGCAUCGAUACACAAUUUUGAGCAUCAGCUACAGUGACGAUGUUGAAGUGAGCAGUUGA